Molecule: messenger RNA, 318 nt
Organism: Dentiscutata erythropus
Lineage: Eukaryota; Fungi; Glomeromycota; Glomeromycetes; Diversisporales; Gigasporaceae
Source: the annotation of a GenBank genome assembly
AUGUCCAAAAAACGCCCAGAGGAUGAAUGGCAAGCGGUCCUAUCUCCUGAACAGUUUAGAGUUUUAAGACAAAAGGGAACUGAAAUGCCAAAUACUGGAGAGUAUAAUAAGUUUAAAGGAAAAGGAGUAUAUUGUUGUGCGGGCUGUAAUACACCGCUUUAUACUUCUGACACAAAAUUUGAUUCUGGAUGUGGUUGGCCUGCGUUCUUUGAUGCUAUUCCUGGUGCAAUUAAUCGUCAUGAAGAUACAACUCAUGGAAUGAAGAGAGUUGAAAUUACUUGUGCUGCUUGUGAUGGUCAUUUGGGCCAUGUUUUUCAA